Messenger RNA from Carcharodon carcharias (great white shark), 6447 nucleotides. It is a transcript of the gene ipmkb, whose product is annotated as inositol polyphosphate multikinase b. Bases 160 to 1362 code for a protein of 400 amino acids. The transcript is spliced from 6 exons. Gene Ontology annotation, cellular component: cytoplasm; nucleus. NCBI's taxonomy places the organism in Eukaryota, Metazoa, Chordata, Chondrichthyes, Lamniformes, Lamnidae. The record is from RefSeq and is a predicted model, not a curated record. Gene Ontology annotation, biological process: inositol phosphate biosynthetic process. Gene Ontology annotation, molecular function: inositol tetrakisphosphate kinase activity; inositol-1,4,5-trisphosphate 3-kinase activity.
UUCCGCCCUCUCUGGGACACGGAAGCCGAGUCACGGGAAGAGGGAACAGUCUCUCUCGAAAGCUCCAUGGAUUUGAGGCGGUGGCGGCGGCCGUGCGGUCCCGGCCUGUCCCGGACAGUCGGGGCUCUGGCCGGGUAGGAUCCCCGCUCUGUCCCGGUGAUGGACAGCGGCCUGAGUUCGGCCGGACCGGCCCCCAGCCUGGGCCUCGGCCUCGGCCUCCACCGCUUCCCGAACGGCUGCACCCCCCUCAGUCACCAGGUGGCCGGACACAAGUACGGGAAAUCGGAGCUGGGUAUGUUGCAGCAUCCGGAUGGCACGGUCUUGAAGCAGCUGCAACCUCCCCCACGUGGUCCCAGGGAGUUGAAUUUCUACAACAUGGUGUUUGGUUCAUCGUGUCAUGAGCAUGUGUUCUUAGAUCUACGAAAAUUUCUGCCUAAAUUCCUUGGCACCUGGACACCGACUACUGCACCUAAUGAGUUGUACCUUAAACUGGAAGAUGUGACACGGAAGUUCAACAAACCGUGCAUCAUGGAUGUAAAAAUAGGGAAGAAAAGUUAUGACCCAGACGCAUCAGCUGAAAAGAUACAACAACAGAUCAGUAAAUAUCCGCUGAUGGAAGAAAUUGGUUUUUUGGUACUUGGCAUGCGGGUCUACCAGUUCUCAUCUGAUAGCUACAUGACGUAUGACCAGCGCUAUGGAAGAGGUUUAACAAAGGAAACUUUGAAAGAUGGUCUGUCUAGAUUCUUCCAUGAUGGAAACUGUUUGAGAAAGAAUGCUGUCGCCUCAAGUAUUCGAGAGGUUGAAAAGAUACUGCAGUGGUUUGAGAAUCAAAAUAAGCUCUGUUUCUAUGCAAGCUCCUUACUGUUUGUUUAUGAGGGAUCACCUCAGCUGACAGCAAUUGAUGCCGGAGAUGAAUCCCACAAACUAGCAGCACCAAAGGGAAUAAAGCGAACUGGAGAAGUAGUGGAAUACAACAAUAAUGUACAUGUAAUGAGCUCUAGUGAGAAUGGGAUGAUGGAGGCCUCAGUUGGCCAGAGCCUCUCCAAUAUGUACGCACUUCACAGGAAGGGGUGUUCCAGGGCACAUCAAACUGUGGUCCCACUACAGCUGAAGAAUGCAGAGCAAGACCACAGCAUAUGCAAAUGCUUAACUCUCGUUUCACCUGGACAGCCAAAUAGCAAUGAAAUAAAACACUUGGAGAAGGAUUUGAUGCACACCUCCAGCAUGCUUCAGGAGCCUCCAGAGGUUGAUGUAAGAAUGAUAGACUUUGCACAUGUGUUCCCUAGCAACACAAAAGAUGAGGAGUACAUUUAUGGGCUGAAACAUUUAAUCAGUGUGUUACAAAAUUUGCUGGAUGAUUAAAUUUUAAAAAAAUGUUGGGGUUAUUGGGAGCAAGGAAAUGAAUAAGGAGCAAUUUUAUUGAUUUCUGCACAAGCUCUGAUGCAUCAUUUUGUGUUUCUAAUGUGAUUCCAGGUGUAUUGUAUGUGCUUUUCAUUGUACGGUACCUCUGGUGAUUGAUUCAAUAUUUAUAAUAGCUCAGGAAAAUUUACCAACUCAUCAUUGACAGCCAGUGAAACAGUUCCAAAAACCUACAGAGGGCAGCUGGAAGCUUAGCAACUGCUGACAAGGAAAUUUGUGAGCUCCCACUGUUUGUAACAAACCCACAGACUUCAAUGAUGCUAAUUGGUUUUUCAGAUAUGUAACCAACUGCCUGCCAAUCCUAGGCAUGGAACUUGUGCCUAUGGACUAAUGCUAUCUUCAAUGAAGACCAAGUUAGUCAGACUUUAGAUUGUUUUGGGGAUGUUGCUGCCACUUUUCUGGAGAUGCACAUAUUAUUUGCCUUUUCUUACAGUUGAAUUACUGCAAUUCAUAUGGAAUGUUUAGUCCCAUCUAUGUAAAAUAGAAAUUGUCAAUUAUCUCUUUGUUUUGAUACAUUCAAUUAGAAUCUCUGGAGAAUUGCAGUCUUGCAAUAGUUUGUUAAUAUAUCAUUGUAAUGAAAGCUAAUGCAUUAGGAUCACCAUCAAGUCACCUGUACCCCUCCUGGAUAAGAUUUUCCACGGGAUAGAGCAACAUUUGCAUAUUAUGUUUCUUAAAACUACUUUCCCCUUUCAAUUUUUUAAGUGUGCUGGGAUCUGCAGAAGAUGAGGUGAGAUGGGAGGAAACUAAAUACUGGGACUGCCUUUAUAGUCCAACUUACACCUCUAAAUCUACUAGAUUUUAAUUAAUUUUUAAGUAUCCUCUCUCCUAACACUGGGUUUCUUUCAAAAUGCAGACAUUUCAACUUGUUCAUGUCUCAUUUGGUCAUCUACUAGUAGUGAUAUAUUGUGAGAUAACUUCCAAAGUUAACUUUUGAACACCCAGUUUAACAAGUUACUGAUUUGAUUUUCUCUCAUUAUCCUCUGGGCUGGUGCGUGUUUGGGUUUGCCUUUAUAAGACAGGCACGCUAAGAAUUGUUGCUAUGUUGGACCGACCAGUGUAUAAGAAUAUUCAGUACUUGAACACUAACUUCUUAGAUCAACUACUAAUGGCCUCGUAGGCUUCACUAUUAAAAUACUGAGUGAACAAGCAACUGCUCUUGCACAGUAUGUUUAUAUAUCACCAUAACUGACUUGUGACUCCAGCAAGAUAACCCCUAUCCUUGCUAGUUGUGUAGCUGAUUUCGUUUUCAUUAUUUACAAUUCUAUGGUAGAACUUUGUGACAAGUUUUUACCAUGUCAAAAAAAAUGGCCAAAUUCUUGGCACUAGUCAAGUUGUGUAUUUGAAAAUAACAUGCAAGCACUAAAACGAAAACAUUUUUGCAGUUCUUAAAAAUGCACUAGAUUUCAGAAUAUUGGGUUCCUUUCAUUACAGUUUACAAUUGCACAGAUCAGUGUACUUUUGAUAUUUUGAUAGUGUCUUAAAUGAUUUCCACAUUGCUAUCAUUUACUUUGUCAGGCUUCAGGAGGUGAGUUUUGUGGCAGGAACUGGGACAGAGCAGUAAUUUGUAGUACAAGUGAAUAAUGCAUGUGAAGAUUGUUAGUCAUUUAAAUGUAUUUACCAAAUGUGUGCUUUUUCUAAAAAAAAAAGUUAUUUCUGAAAUAUUUUUUAAAUGUAAACUAUGCUUUUUUGUAUGUUUGUUAACAGAGGUUUACAUUAUGCAGCUGUACAUUCCUCAUAGACCCGUUACACAUUCUGUCCCUCAGUACUACUGACUAUACGUGAAGACUUUUUAAAAAAAAAAGUGAUUGCAAAUUUUUGUUUUGAUCCUUGAAAAAUGAGGAUGAUUUGCGCUUGAUUAUUUUCUUCCUGAUCACAUGUCAGAGUUGUCUCCUCUGAUCAGCUACAUGCAUCAUAAGGGAUCAGAUGGAAAUGGCUUCUUUUUUUAAAGCAGAACAAGAUUUCAAUUAGCCUUUUAGCUAAACAGUUGGAUUCUAAAGAAAUUAUGCUGCUAAAUUACCAUUGACAUUGGGAUAUCAGCAAGCUUUAGUUUGCAUGUUGCUUGUCCGUUUCACUUAAUUUCACAUUUUCUUCUACCAAUUUUGUAUCGAUUUCUCCCCCUAAGACUGGCCCCUAACCAAUUUGUCGACCAUAGUGGAGUUGAAAAUCAGAUCUUUUGCUGGUUGCAAGCUUAACUAGAGCUUGGUGAGUUGUGGAGAUGUCACCUCUCAGUGAAUUUUCUGCGGAGAUGUUAUAUGGGCCUGGGCAAUUAAAAUAGAAUUUUUAAAAAUAUCUUUUCACUUCCAUUUAAAAGGAGACAAAAUUCACUAAUUUAUUAGCCUCAAAGUUUUUAAAUUUGACCAUUGUGCUGGCCACAACUUUGACAUUUCCAAUUACGAUCAUUCAAAAUUGAGUCUUGUUUCCCAGUGAAUUUACAGCUGUUUGCAUUAAUGUUACUGAGGAGAUGACUGGUUGAAUGGAUGGUCGACUUAGCCUGUGUCAGCUAUUGGAGUUGCGCAUUCUAUUUUGCUGUUUCUUCUAUUGGAAUAUAUUCCAUAUGUUUGAGAAUUUCAGAUCUUGCUUUAUAUCAUCUCAUCAGUCUAUUAUACAAGUAAUAUCACUGUAUUUGUUUGUGUCGUGCUGUUCAGGGUCACAUUGUUUAAUGUGAGUUAUGUUAACAUAGGAAAUGUGUAUUCAAACGCUGGCAAAAUGUCAUAGCGGUCACUAAUUUGGAUUAGAUUUGUUUGUUUUCAGCCCUUGCAGCUUGUGCUGUAAAUUUUGGUGUAACCAUGUAUAUAAUGGAACCUUGAAUUAUUUUUAUAAGACUCCAUCACAAGUCAUUCCACCAAACAACUGCUGGAAUUUUGCUUCAUUGCUGAAUAUAUUUGACAUGAAUGCAGGUUCUAUAACCCAUAUUAGUUUUUAACUUUUUAUUUCUUGGAGAGUGUUAAAUCUAAUCGUAUUUUGUGGCUCCUUGUUAGGAUUUCAUUCCAGUUCUACGUUUGUUAGUAGGCAUACAUGAAAGCAUUUAGGUAUCCUUUCACUUAAUAAACUUGUUAGCACUUGAACGUUCAUUGAGCUGCCAUUUUGUUAAAAGUUCAAAAAUGUUGGGUCAGUACAGUAGAAUUCUCUUUAUGGGGACUCUUCUGUGUUGAGCAAAGCAUCCACUUAUCGGACUGUUCUCCUUUUACAACCGCUGUGAAAGGCAUUUGGAGUAAGUUGUGUUUGAGCAGUUGUGCUCACAACAUGCCUAUCUGUGGCCGUCUUCUGUACCAGAAAUUCUGCAUUUGACAUAAAUAACCUUCAGUUGAUGAAACGGCAGAAGUUUUACUCCAUGAUAUCAAGUGUAAACUUCUGCUUUCACAAAGUCAACCCCCUUAGACUGGUCUCUGAGUCUUUCAGUGACAUGUCCCUUGUUGAAAAGAAACUGUAGUGAACAAAGUGAGAUUAUUCAGCAUUCUUUCAAGCAGAGCAUAAAUUACAAUCAUGAAAUAUAUUUGUUUUGUAAAAAGGAUAAUAUAUGCUAUUAUGUAAAUUUGCCCUUUUAAAAUGCUCUGUAGAGAAAGGUGAAAAAUACCUUUUAAUGCAGUGUAUGUAUAUAUAAAAUACAGCUUAUGUGGCUUAUUUUGACUGGCUAAAUUACAGAAUACUUAAAUUGAAGUACUGAUCAGUUUCAUAUUAAAAGUACCUUAAAAUUUCUUGCCUUUUACUUUGAUGAAACCAACCUAAAAUUAUCGAUAGGCUACAUUUGCACAGGCUUGAUCUUAAUUGAAUUAGUCAAUGUUCAAUACAGAUUGCACUGCUUCAUGUAAAUGGUGCAGUAUACUUUUCCUUUUGUUUUUCAAUGCUGAGUACAAACUUGACUUAACAGUGGCAGGUUUUACACUGAUUGAAACUGAGUUCACUUUUCAUUAUACUGAAAGGGGAGUGAGGUGAAAAUGGGUUGCCCCUCCUUGCAUCAGCACACACUUGUCGUUUGUGGUGAAGCAUGACAUCAAAUGGUGAAUGGUGCAUGCACCAGACCUUAAUCUAAUUUCAGCUUGACUUCUUCCAGAUGGAAGCUUGCUGUCGUGUACCUGAGAGCGAACUGUGAAACACGAUUGUUAAUUUAAAUUGCUUUGAUUCAAAUCAACACAGAGUCCCGCAUUCAGUAUGCCGCCUUGCUGGGAUCUGUUGGUUUGAGAGCCAAGCUGAGAGGCUUCAUUUGUCCCUGCAGUUCCAAUGAAGUGAGGAAUUUAUUGUCACCUGAAGUGAACCUAAUUUUCCUUAUUUUUACUUGAGUCGGCAUCCAUUUAUAACAUUGGCCUAUUAAGGUUGGACAUUAAAUUUGAACACAAAACAGUCUACUCGUCAUUCCUGUUAGGUGGAUUGGUUUUUGCAUUGGUUUUAGACUUUUUAAAACAUUGCACACAAAGUAUGGUACAAGUUGAUGCAAAAUUCAUCAGUCACCUUAAUUUACAGUUCAUUUAUUAAGCGCUCAUAUUCUGGCUGCAUUCUUGAAUAAACCAUGGCUUGCUUUUAACAGGAACAUUUUGCAAAUGUAUCCUCUUAAUUUUAGAUAAAGUACAAUUUUAACUGCAGCCUAGAUGGGAACAAGUGGGAUUAUUGCCACUUCUGUUAUUGAGCGUGCACACAGACACUUUAGUAUUAUGGGAAAUUAUGCUGGAAUUGGUAUGAAAGUAUCAGAAAAGCAGCAAAUGCACAUUCAUAUACUGUGGUUAUUUAUAAUCGAUUAUCCAUAAUGUAUCUCAGUAUAGUCUGACUUAUCUAUCUUCUAAUAUAUGAUGAAUUGUUAUCUUUAUUUUGAUUGUGAUGAAUUAUAUGCAUAACUUGUUUUGCUACGGAUGGAGUGCAGGGGUAACUGCUGAUAUGUAAUGGGUGCUACAUGUAUUACAGAGGAAUCAAAAGUACUAACUGAUGAAGAUUGCUUACUUUUGUAAUUUAAUAUGAUGAAAAGAUAUUUAGAUAAAUCACAUAGCUGUAUAUUUGGCAAAAAUGGAAUUACUAAUAAAUUUUCUGUAAACAACACAA